AGUCUCUAGACCUAGAUCGACAAAGAUCCUAUCAGUUGACUUAUUGAUUGGUUGGUUGAUGAUAGACGGGGAUGGUUCAUUGUGACACUGCGGUCGGAACCCCCGAUUACAUCUCACCGGAGGUUCUCAAGUCUCAGGGAGGGGACGGAUACUACGGACGCGAGUGUGACUGGUGGUCAGUGGGAGUAUUUAUCUACGAGAUGCUGGUUGGUGAUACACCGUUUUAUGCCGAUUCUCUGGUGGGGACCUAUAGUAAGAUUAUGAACCAUAAGAACUCUCUUAACUUUCCUGGUGACAUUGAGAUCUCUCAAGAAGCCAAAAACAUCAUCUGUGCCUUCCUAACAGACAGGGAGGUUCGCCUGGGUCGAAAUGGCGUAGAAGAAAUUAAAAGACAUCCUUUCUUUAAAAACGACCAGUGGACCUUCAGCACCAUUAGAGAGAGUGAGUAA
Sinocyclocheilus grahami is the source of this 449-nucleotide messenger RNA. RefSeq names its product rho-associated protein kinase 1-like. Gene Ontology annotation, molecular function: ATP binding; Rho-dependent protein serine/threonine kinase activity. Lineage: Eukaryota; Metazoa; Chordata; Actinopteri; Cypriniformes; Cyprinidae. The record is from RefSeq and is a predicted model, not a curated record. The coding region runs from base 72 to 449 and encodes 125 amino acids. The transcript has 3 exons. Gene Ontology annotation, cellular component: cytoskeleton; centrosome; cytoplasm. Gene Ontology annotation, biological process: peptidyl-threonine phosphorylation; embryonic morphogenesis; mitotic cytokinesis.